AUGGCAGAAGAUCUCAUAGCCCUCUUAGAAGACCUCGGUCGACUUCGUCACGGCGGCGCCCGAGAAGAAGAAGGAAGAAGAGGAGCUAUUCCCGAUCGGGGUUCUACUAUGCCUUAUAGAACUCUUUAUGAUACCAAAGUGCAUUCGACCGCCGUACCCAACGAAUCAAGAGCUCUUUCUAAUUCCAAGAUCCUCCAGGUUCAAUUGAAUCAUGAAGUUGAUCUGUACCAACCUGCAAGUGUAGGAAGGACAAGGGAGACGUUCGAACGAUACUUGAACACCAGUAUAGAUCUGGGCACUUUGUACCUACUCAAGAAUCGAGAUUCGCUAUUACCUGCAGGAUCGGAAUCCGUAGGUACUGGUCCGGGUAUUAGUAAUUUGAAAGAAAGGAUUGAUGUGGAAUUACAUCGCUGUGCCCAUUAUGCUUCUGAUCUGAUUAGAGAGUCUCAAUCCUCUUCUCCAUCUUCGCCGUUGUUCCAACCCAUGUGUAAAAGAGAACAAAGAGAUCCUAUCGUUUGUCCUUCUGCCAACGCCGAUAAUCGCUCAGCCACAACAGGAAUCCUCUCAGAAGACCUCUUCAACUCUACUUGGGAUUACAUCAGAGAAAGAAUGAAAUAUGGUUUACAUACUACAGAGGAAGAGACCAAUGAAAUGACUAGUCUCGCAAGUAAUCGACCCUUCUUUUUCGAAGGUGUAAAUUAA
Molecule: messenger RNA, 702 nt
Organism: Kwoniella botswanensis
Lineage: Eukaryota; Fungi; Basidiomycota; Tremellomycetes; Tremellales; Cryptococcaceae
Exons: 1
Coding region: 1-702 (233 amino acids)
Source: RefSeq, a predicted model, not a curated record